AUGCGCACCAUAAUCAAGAAAAAGCAGACGGAAAUUAAUCCGUUUCGGCCACACCGGUUCCAAAUACCUCCAUGUUGCACCGACACUGAAUCAGUCCGGGACGUAUUGGGGGGAAUAGCCGAUAUUGUUACGAAGGUUCACUUCUUCCUGCUUCUCAACGCAGACCUCCUGAUGAGACCGGGUCCGAGUCCGGCUAGUGCUGAUGAUGAGGCGCCGAGGCGAUCUCGAAUCUGUCGAGAUGAGAAAAGCCUGACACAUGACAACGCGGUUUCAGUCUCGCAUCCUUCGCCCCCUCAGUGGGACUCAAACCAACAUUUGGGCCUGCUUUCUAACCCGAAAUCCUGCAAAGGCUUGGCUAAUACGGAAAUGUCAGGCUACAACUUUACCUCACACUUUGUCAACUCCAUACAUUUGCAUUAUAUUUCUUCAUCAUAUCCCGGCGCAAAUAUUCUCACUCCACCAUACAGAACCACACCUUCCCUUCUUACCUCCGCUCCAAACAUUUUCGUGGAAAUACCCCUCAUCACACGACUGAACACAAAGCCCACCUCCGAUUCACAGCUCGGAGCGCUACAUCAUCUUUUAACACUUUUUGUCUCGCAAAUUCCCACUAGGCUUCCCUUGCGUUGGGUGUACAUAUAG
Protopolystoma xenopodis is the source of this 642-nucleotide messenger RNA. The record is from the annotation of a GenBank genome assembly. NCBI's taxonomy places the organism in Eukaryota, Metazoa, Platyhelminthes, Monogenea, Polystomatidea, Polystomatidae.